AUGGAGCUGAAGCAGUAUUACUCCGGGACCAAGAAGCGCAGCGGAGACUCCGGAGUGGAACCGGAUCGGAACCUCUUGAGCAAAGAGCAGCGGGACCAGCGGAUCAGUCUGUUCCUGCGGGAUUUCGACCAGCAAGCGAAGGACCACCUGCAAGUCAUGAAGCAGGACCUGGAGGCGCUCCUGCAGACGGCCGAGAAGGCGUUCCGGGUGGAGCUCCUGACCAGACCCCUGGUCCUGCGCCGGAUGAGGAGGAAGGACCUGAUCCAUCUGAAGGAAGAGGAAGCAGCUGCCACAGUUGUGGCCGCAGCGACAGCAAAUGACUGCUCGAUGGGAGAGGGACCCAAUCCCAAGCUAUUAAGGACUGGCAGCAAGCGAGUUAAGGUCACCACAAUUGUGGAAUACAAAGAUGCAAAAGAGGAGAGCGGACCCAAGACGAAGAAGACACCUCAGAAAAUUUUAAAAACCAAGUCGUUGGCUUCCUUGGCGUCUGCCUUGAAGGGCAAACAAGGUACUUCUCGGUCUGUGUGCUCCACUCCAAACAUGAGAAAUCCCAACAAGGCCUGCACGCUUCAGCGAUCCGCCUCUGCCUCCAAAUAUAUCCCAUUGGGCUCUAAGAGACAUCCCCAGAGGGGCUUCUUGAAUGGUACAUCUGCUUCGGAAAGGACUUUUGGCGUGGCCGUCAGAAGCGCUUCCAUGCCGCAUGAGAAAGCAGUUCCCUUUGUCAACAUACCUCUGGCUGAUGGGCAGACUCUCUGUUUAGCUAAUGACGACCUCAAGAACCUCAACAGGGAGAUGUUAAAUGAUGACACAGUCCAACAUAUUCAUACUCUAGUGAACCAGUUGACAGUCUUGUGUGGAAAAGCAACAGUUAAGCCAAGCUGAUGAAACCCCCAGUACCCAUUUCCGAUUCAGUAUGGAAGCACCGUGGAUAACUUCAGCCUCUGUGAGGCUCUCAUUUCUGAUGGGAUGGGGCACCCUUUCUGCUUUGUUUUUAAUGGCUUAUAUAUCAAUAAACCUUGUAUUUCUUCAUA
This is a messenger RNA of Sphaerodactylus townsendi, 1031 nucleotides long. Its product is annotated as borealin-2-like. Gene Ontology annotation, biological process: mitotic sister chromatid segregation. Gene Ontology annotation, cellular component: chromosome passenger complex; chromosome, centromeric region; spindle midzone. The record is from RefSeq and is a predicted model, not a curated record. The coding region runs from base 1 to 882 and encodes 293 amino acids. The transcript has 10 exons. Lineage: Eukaryota; Metazoa; Chordata; Lepidosauria; Squamata; Sphaerodactylidae.